Molecule: messenger RNA, 2525 nt
Organism: Caenorhabditis sp. 36 PRJEB53466
Lineage: Eukaryota; Metazoa; Nematoda; Chromadorea; Rhabditida; Rhabditidae
Source: the annotation of a GenBank genome assembly
AUGGUUUGCUUAAGAUUGAAAUAUUGAGUAUUAUUCUUAAUUUCAGAAAUUGGAUUUACAGCAGUCUUCUUCAGAGACAGAUCACGUUUUGUCGCAGAGUCUUAUUGACAAAACAUUUACUGAUGGAUGCCCCCGGCGUAGUGCGACAGAUUUCACUUUCAGUCGCACUCUCGGAGAGGGAGCUUACAGCAGCGUCAGUGGCUUUGAAACUAAAAAGAUAAACAUUUUUUAAAAGGUUUUUUAAGGUGUUUCGUUGUAUGGAAAAUGAGUCAACUGCUGAAUUCGCUAUCAAAGUGAUUCAGAAGAGCCACGUGCUUCGCCAUCAGAAGAUGGAUGCGAUAAUUCGGGAGAAGAACAUUCUCCAAUAUUUAACACAAACCUGUCUUUCUCAUCCGUUUAUAUGCCAACUUUACACGUCUUUCCAUGACAACGAUCAAAUCUGUAAGGGAAAGAACCGUCAAAAUUCGGUAAUAGUGUAAAACAAGGCAAGAAGAAGAAGUUCGUUAUGCCCACAAUUUUCCAUUUUCUCACAUGAAUUGAUGCUGAAAUUGAACAAGAUCAAACUUCAAAUCAAGUUGGACUUCGAUCUGAAAAUCAUUAUCAGGGCCGUCUCAAACCUCAAACCUGUUCAGAGUGGAUUUCAUCAUCAACUAAUGAGAAAAUGCACAUUUUCGGUGGAAACGUAUUCAUUCUACCUUAACCAAAAAAAAUUUGAGGAUCUUUGUUUUUCUGAGAAACCCUUGCUUUACAGUAGUACCUAAAAUUCUUUAAACCACCAUAUAUUUCAGACUUUGUUAUGGGACUUGUCGAAGGAGGCGAUUUGAGUGAAUCUCUAUCUCAUUUUGGUUCAUUUGAUGUUCCGACGACAAGGUUUUUCGCCUCGGAAAUAUUGACUGGCUUGAGAUUUUUGCAUGAACACAAAAUUGUUCACCGCGACAUGAAACCGGAGAAUAUUUUAAUCAAAACUGAUGGCCACAUUGUUAUAGCUGAUCUGGGCAGCGCACAGGCCAUGAACGAACUGGUUCUUUCUCGAGAAGGUUUCACAGUGGAUAAUCAGGCAAACAAUAACAAAUUGGCGCUUUCUCCACCGCUCACUCAUCGUAAUUAUUCGGACGAUGAAGGUUUGUUGAGAUUAUUGGAAAUCAAUUUAUCUUAUUUUAUAAAGAAGAAAACGGGACACGUCGUACCACGUUUGUUGGAACUGCUUUGUAUCUUAGCCCGGAAAUGCUGGCCGAUGGCGAUAUCGGUGCACAAACAGAUAUCUGGGGGCUCGGAUGCAUAAUUUUUCAAUGCUUGGCUGGACAACCUCCGUUCCGUGCUGUGAAUCAAUAUCACAUGCUCAGAAAAAUCAAGGAAUUAGAUUACAGUUUCCCCGAAGGAUUCCCGAAUGGCGGUAGAGAACUUUUAAAACAAAUUUUGGUAGUUUAACCUCUGAAACAAGUUGUCGUUACAACUCUUAUUACAGGUUGCGGAUCCAAGUGUUCGUUUGAAUAGCGACAAUCUGAUGGUUCAUCCGUUUUUCAAGGGCGUGGAUUGGGAAAACAUUACCAUAAAUAUACCACCAAUACUUCAUGCGUAUAUACCAGCCACGUUUGGAGAACCCGAGUUUUACUCGAACAUUGAAAACUCUGAACCCACUAUUGAUGAUCGCGCUUUGAUGCGUCUGAUACGUUUGGAUCGAGAAUCUUCUGGAUCUUUCCCAGCCACGUGCGUUUUUUGAUUGAUUUCUAAAACCUUUAAAAUUAUUCUUGUAUGAUAAUUCCGAAAUAGUUUCAGACCGACUAACGCCGAAGUUAAUGGAGAGAAUUUUGCACCAGAAAUUGCUCCGUACGUUCUCAAUAUUCACGUCUGAUAAACUUUUUGAAAAUUUCAGGCGUACGGAAUCACAAGCUGAACGAUUGCGUGCAGAGCGUGAAGAUAAACUGGAAAAGCAACGGACCACUAACAUAUUUCAUAUAUUUACAAACAACUUGCUAAUCUUGAAGCAAGGAUAUUUAGAGAAGAAACGUGGACUUUUUGCCAGACGAAGAAUGUUUCUGCUGACAGAAGGACCUCAUCUCCUUUAUAUUGAUGUUCCAAAUAUGGUUUUGAAGGGAGAGGUUCCAUGGACACCAUGUAUGCAAGUUGAGGUGAAAACUUUCGGAACUUUUUUUAUUCAUACGGUAAGUUUUUCAAGUUGUUAUUUAGUGUAUAGUCAUUUUAAAAUUUUAGCCGAAUCGAGUAUAUUACUUGUUCGAUGCUGAAAAGAAGUCGGAGGAGUGGUGCAAAGCUAUUGAAAAUGUCCGUGUCCGUUAUGCCAAGAUAAUUCAACAAACGUAUGAAAAUGCAAUGCGUGAUGGCACUUUUGGUAACAUCUAUGGAAAGAAAAAAUCUAGAAAGGUUUAUAUCAAAACCUUUUAAAUUAUUGUUUCCAAUGUGUUCUUUUUCAGGAAAUGAUGCGAGAACAGAAAGCCAUCCGUCGCAAACAAGAGAAGGAGCAAAAGAAAGCUCUGAAAGCUAUGCAAACUGCGCAAAAAUCGCCGUAA